GAUACAGAUUUGAAAGAGUAGGUGACGGUAGAAUUGAUACGCGAUCCUGAUUUUGUGAAAAAUAUUUGUUGGAGGUCAGCUGUCAGAGUUACAUGUGCUGAACAAUAUUUAAUUCACCGCCCAUUUGAUUUAAUAGUUUGUACAGUUUUUACACAAGUUCUAACUUUUCUAGAAACAAUUUCGUUUACAAUUUCAAUUAUUUUUUUUUCGUUUUCAUAUUUUUCAAGCAAGUUUUUUUCUAAGAUUUAUUAUACAAUUUACGUUUGUCAAUUGUGUUCGAAUAAUAUUUGUUUCCUUCGAAUCGAAAAGUUGCUGUGUUAAGAAUUUAUUUGUUUAGCGUAACGUUUUUCUUGUGCCACAUUAAAAAUGUCCGUGAUUUCAUCUGCCACGUCACUAACAUCAUCGGCCAAUUCCGAUCAAGAACCGAUUGAAAUUACGACCCCAAGAUCGACAGGAACAUUUGCUCGGAAUAUCGCCAAAAAAUUCAAACCAACCGCACAUUGUUGUCAUAUCUGCCGGUGUAACUUUAAAUUAGCCGAUGAUCGUAAUAAUCAUUUCAAAGUUCAUCGAUCCAAAAUUAUACUUCGAAUGUCGCAUUUCACUGAGAGUGCUUAUACAAAAGCACUAUCCAUCCAUUGCAAGCUGGCUACACCAAACGACGAGUCAUCGGACUUGAUGGUCGCUAUAACAAACACUUCCCAGCAGACAGACUUGAAAAUUGGUCAUAUUUAUUUCUCCACUGGCAGUUUUGUUAACUACUGGAAAAACGAUAUUUUACCGUUCGUGUUGCCUAGAGAUAACAUUAUCUGCAUUGAAGUUCCCGAAUCAUUCAUCCAUCAAAUUGAACUGAACAACAUGAUAAUCAUUUAUCAAUCUGAUGGUCUAGAAUUUGUUGAAAUACACAGUUUUAAGGUGCUCACCGAUAAACCAACUAUUUGUCGCAUUUACGAGCACAAUGAACCAAUGUUUAUACCGAAGGAGCCAAAGGUGCCAGAAGGAACUUUGAAAAUGUUUUUGUAUCCAAUCCAAAACUAUUUUGUGCCCAAAAAUAUUAAAGAGUUGGUCAAAAAACGGUUCAAGUGUACGGUAGAGAUGUCCGAUGAUGAGCGAAUAUUAUAUCAACAAUUGCGUGAGUUGAAACACAUCGAGGAUGCGCUCCGAUUAAAUCCAGCGAAUUAUGCGGAUGUGUUAUCACUCCUGAUAUACAUUGAGGAUUUUACGGCACAAAAAGAGAUGUACAAGUAUGAUCUCUUCGUUAAAAAUAUAUAUGAGGCAAUCCAUGCGGUUGGUGGCAAUAUUUUUAAAUACAAGGUCUACAAUUUGGCCAAAAAAUUGCCAUUUUUGAUGGAAAACGAUCGAAUUUGGAUAAGCCCAUGCAAAUUCAAGUCAAAAGCUGAACGUGUCUAUGGGAAUGUAAUCGCUGUACACUCGGACGCAUUCUAUUUUCGAUUGGAACGCAAUGAUUACUUUUUCAAGUUUGGCAAUUCGAAACUCACAUUUCGACUCCAUUUCCUUGCGAAUCGUUUGACUUAUCAAAUGGAACAACAUGCCGUCGAACGAGUAAAAGUCAACAAUCUGAGCGACUUCAUGUUCCCAUCUUCACCACAACUGUUGCAGCUCGGGAGCCAAAACUCUUUGGUCUAUUUCAACAACGACAUUCGUAGUAAUAUGGAGCAAAUGCAAGCAGUCGAAAAUAUAACACAUGGUACCGCCUAUCCUGCACCGUAUUUAAUCUUUGGACCACCCGGUACUGGCAAAACGAAAACCAUUGUGGAGGCCAUUCUACAAAUCUGGAAGACUCAACCUAACAGCCGAAUUUUAGUGUGCGCUUCCUCGAAUUCAGCUUGUGAUGAAAUCGCACAGCGUCUUUUGAAGUUCAUUCCUAGUCAGGACAGAGACGUCGAUGCAUUCAAUUUAUUUCGACUGUAUGCGACGUCACUCAACAAGGACAGUCCCGAUCAAUCGAUUCUGGAUACAUCGAAUUUCUUUGACAGAUUUUACCCACCCUUGCCAACAUUAUAUCAAUAUCGGAUCGUAGUUGGUACACUCGGUGUUGCUGGCAGAUUAACUCAAGCUCGAAUUAGCACGAAUCACUUUACACAUUUGUUCAUCGAUGAGUGCGGAUCGGCAACAGAAACGGCCUCGUUGAUUCCGAUUGCCGGUAUUUGCAGUUCGAUGGGACAACUCAAUGCACACAUAAUUAUGUCUGGCGAUCCAAUGCAGUUAGGCCCAGUAUUGUCAUCAAAAACAGCCGAAACGUUAGGACUCGGUCGAUCGAUGAUUGAACGACUGAUGGAUAUGGAUAUAUACAAGAGAGACCCGGUAACGAACAGAUACAAUCCGAAGGUGCUAACGAAAUUGAUUCAAAAUUAUCGAUCACAUCCGUCUAUCAUUCAAAUCUCGAACCAAAUGUUUUACGAUAACGAAUUGAUCCCAUGCGCGAAAAAAGAAAUAACGGAUGUAUGUCUGAACUGGAAACUGUUGCCAGCGAACAAUUUUCCGAUGAUUUUUGAGGUUGCUGCUGGCGAAGCUGAACAAGAAACUAAUUGUACAAGCUGGUACAACAAAGUUGAACAGAGUCGCGUCAUGUUCUAUUUAGACGAACUGCUUAAUAAUGGAGUAAAUGGACUAAAGUUCAGCCAGGCCGAUGUUGGUGUCAUUUCGCCAUACAAGAAGCAGUGUACACAGAUCGAAGACGCUUGUCGUCGGAAAGGUUGGCGCGAUAUUAUGAUUUCGUCAGUUGAACAAUUUCAAGGAAAAGAGAAGAAAAUCAUUAUUGUCUCGACGGUACGAUCGCAGUCGGACAAUAUUGGAUUUUUGAAUAAUUUUCGGCGACUGAAUGUGUUAUUGAGUAGAGCUCAGGCAUUACUGAUUAUCAUCGGCGAUGCGCAAACAUUACGAACGGAUGCAAAUUGGAGCAAGGUCAUCGAAAUAUUCGAACAAAAUAACGCAAUUAUUUCAUGUAACGGCAAGUCCUCACAACAGCGAACCGAUUAUAUUUAUCAGCAACGCAAUAUGCAGUGAUUGUUUUUUGAGUGUUUAGCUUCGAUUCCAA
Bradysia coprophila is the source of this 3055-nucleotide messenger RNA. RefSeq names its product putative helicase mov-10-B.1. Gene Ontology annotation, molecular function: RNA binding; 5'-3' RNA helicase activity. NCBI's taxonomy places the organism in Eukaryota, Metazoa, Arthropoda, Insecta, Diptera, Sciaridae. The record is from RefSeq and is a predicted model, not a curated record.